UUAAGCAGUUAAAUAGUAUAUGUCAGGAUAUGGCGAAUAAAAUACAGUCAAAUAAAGCAAAAACACAAGAUUUGUUAACAAGAACUGCUGCACUGCAAAGUGAAAAGAGAACACUUGAGAAAAAGCAAGUAGCAAUUGAUGACUUUUUGAAUCGUUAUUCACUAGCACCUGAAGAGGAAGCAGCUCUGAAAGGUUCCGAAGCUGAUGGCACAGUUGAUGCGAAGUUUUUUGCGGCACUACAACGUGUGAAGCAAAUCCAUGGUGACAGUAAACAACUUCUUCGAUCUUCUGGAGAGCAUCUUGCAGCGGAAAUAAUGGAAGAAAUGGCAAAUAAAUUGGAAGAGGCGUAUGAAGCGCUGUACCGUUCAAUUCAGCGUGAGUGUCGAUUGCUUAAUGUGGAAUUCUUGGAAAUGAAAGGAGUUUUGGUGCAGUCAGUCGCAGCGCUUCAGGACCGUGAAGUCCUAUUCAAAUAUGCCUUAGAUGAGUAUACUAUGGCACGGAGAAAUCACAUAGUACGAGCAUAUAUUGACGCACUGACACGAGGAGGUGCUGGAGGUACACCCAAACCAAUUGAAUUGUUGUCUCAUGAUCCAUUGAGGUAUGUGGGUGAUAUGCUUGCAUGGAUUCAUCAGGCGUUGGCUACCGAAAGAGAACUUUUGCAAGCAUUGCUGAAAUUAUGUAGUCCAGAUGUUUUGAAAGAAAACUGUGUGGGUAUACAGAGCCAAAUUUCCGAAGCACUUUGUCGUCCAUUUAAAGUUCGUGUCGAGCAGGCUCUCAUAACUGAAACGAAUUGUAUUGUACUUUAUCGAUUAUCUUGUCUUUUCACUUUCUAUCUCGAAACAAUGGCACCGUCUUUGAACUCGGAAUCGAUGUUAAUUCAAACAUUUAAAGAGCUGAAAGAAUUGACGUUAAAUUUGUUUUUCAGUGGGUUACAUUCCCUAGUUCAGAAGCUUGUUGGAAAGAUGGGUACGCCUGAUUACGAUUUGCUUCCUGUGUCCGGUGUUCAUCAGGUGCUAAUGUUGCUUAAAGAUGUUCUGGAAUCACAUGAUGGUGCCGUUGCUGCUGUGGCUGAGAAGAAAGAAAAUUUUGAGAAAAUCUUUGCAACUGUUUUGGAUCCGCUAAAUCAAGCAGUGCAGUUGUCAGCAACACAGCUUCAUUCACAUAUUGAUGUCGCUGUUUAUACUCUUAAUUGUUUUUCCGCUGUAAAUGCUGCUAUCAUACUUUAUCACUUCACGGAUUCACGCCUUGAAAUGAUUAAAGCUCAGACUGAUGCAAACGUCGAUGUGCUUGUUAGUGAGCAAGCCACUUUCAUUAUAACACAAACAGGAUUAAUUGAACUAUAUCGGAAAGCCGCAGCUCAUCAACCAAGCCAAGGAGUGCUUUCUGAAAUCAUUGGAAUGGAACCGUCUCGAAUAUCAAGCACAUUGUCUUCAUUUGAUUCUUUUCUAGCAAGUCCUGAUAAAUAUAAGUUAGAUCAGUGUGUGAAAUUAUCAUCUGCUCGAUUAAGGGAUACAGUACGAGAGAGGACGAUUGAGAAUGUGGUGGCAGCUUACAAAAUAAUUUAUGAUAAAAUUGUUGAUCCAAAUAAUAAAUAUCCUCAGCUGUCUAUUAAAACUGUCGAACAGGUCCAGGAAUUACUGAAGAUAUGGACGUAG
Messenger RNA from Cercopithifilaria johnstoni, 1655 nucleotides. NCBI's taxonomy places the organism in Eukaryota, Metazoa, Nematoda, Chromadorea, Rhabditida, Onchocercidae. The record is from the annotation of a GenBank genome assembly.